CUAUACUCAAAUAUCCUUUGAAGGACUGUUUGAAGUUAAAAAUAUGUUUAUUUAUGUCAUUACUCACACUUGAGGUUACUUCUAACUCAUUUUUCUUUCGAGAAAUCUAUUCAGAAUAGAAAACAACCGUAACUAAGUAUGUUUAGGUAAAUUAAAAUAAUUAAUUCUCAAAGGCAGUAGACGAAACAAGUUUGAGAACCUCUGUGUUAGAAUGAAUUUAUCUACUUGAAUUCAUGCAGAUAACGUUUCCUGGCAACUGAUCUCCCUCUUAAUAUAAUCUAGAAGAUAUGUAAAUAAAAUUUUAAUAUCACGCAUAUCUCGCGGCAAGCCUAAUAUUGGUUUGGUGCAAUGCGAUGUUUCGACUAUGAUUAUUAUUAUGCAGUUAUCAUUUUAAUUUUAAAGUAAAUUAGUUCAAAACUAACUUCCUUUUGUUAACCAGUUAACCAAACCUGAAGACAAAUUCCGAUUUUCUUGCACAUAUUCGCUUAUGGGCCUGCUCCUGUUAUACUGAAAUUAAGUUGAGUAUAUCAUCAUUAAAUGAAUGGUUCCACUAACACACUUACUAUUACAACACACCAUUUACUAUUCUCUUGUCGUGUAUCUGCAGCGAUGUGUAUAGUUUGAACACUUUAUAAAUAAACUAUCUCGCUGAUUAUUAUCAACAAGACCAAGUACAUAUGUAAUUUAAAUCAUUUUUUUACAAAGACGUAUGCGACUUUAAGUAAAUAGUGGUUCGUGAAUUAUUUACAACUUAUUUUUGUUAGUGUUUUAGUAAAAUGGUGCACAGUUGACACCAGAAGAUGUCAUCGAAUUGUGUGACGAGACAAGGCGAUUUGUUAAGAAAUGAAAAACAGGAAACGGAAAUUGAACCUAUGCUUACGAUUAGAAAGUUGACGGACGAUGAGACGCUAUGCGGCUUUUGGAUUUUUAAAGGUCGCUUUCUUCAGAAAUUUGCAAACAAAAAAGCUUUCAUAAUAUUGUAUGGUAUAUUAGGAUGUUUGUAUGGUUCAACGUUUGCUUAUUUUAAUGGGACCAUUACAACUCUAGAAAAGCGAUUUAAAAUCACUAGUAGAACUACAGGCAUAAUAACUGUUGGAAAUGACCUGAGUCAACUAUUGGUGGCAGCAGUGCUAAGUUAUUAUGCAGGAAGAAGACAUAAACCGAGAUGGAUGGCGUUAGGCAUGUACUCGGUUGUCUUAUUCUGCCUUUUGUCAGCUUCCCCGCACUUUUUCUUUGGACCAGGAGAAGAUGCUUUAUUAUUAACAAAGGAAUAUGGGCCGAUCCUUAAAAGUAACUUAACCAAUUCGAUAGAUACCAGUUCGAAAAGGUCUAUAUGUAAAACGAGCAACGUCACAACAGAAUGCGCCAUGAAAAAAGGAUCUUCAACCCCUCAAAUAAUUUUUUUCAUUGGACAGUUCAUUUCUGGAGUGGGCUCUCUCUAUUAUUCACUAGGAGUCUCGUAUAUGGACGAUAAUAUUAAAAAAUCAAAAACACCAGCGGUUAUAAGUAUAUCAUUUUUUUUAAAGAUGUUGGGUCCGAUGAUUGGGUACACAUUGGCGUCGUUUUGUCUUAGAAUUUACAUAUCUCCUACGUUGACUCCCACAAUUACGUAUCAAGAUCAACGGUGGCUGGGUGCAUGGUGGUUGGGAUGGAUAAUUCUCGCAUUACCAAUAUUUGCACUUUCUUCCGUGUUAGCCCUCUUUCCUAAAUCGUUACCGAGAGCAGCUGCCAGAAGAUUGACAAGGCAAAUGAGCUCGAAAGCUUCUAAAAAUACAUUAGAGGACGAUGCUGAAAUACCUACCUCGUUCAAAGAUAUGUUAAAAACAUUCAAGAGGCUACUCGCCAAUCCAACUUUGAUGUUAAAUAAUUUCGCCGCCGUUUUCUACUUCUUGGGAUACAUGCCUUAUUGGAUAUUUCUGCCAAAAUAUAUUGAAUCUAUUUACCACCAGUCUGCUUCAGCGUCAAGCCUGAUCACUGGUACAGUUAGUUUGGUAUUUUCCGCAAUAGGCGUGUUACUGUCUGGUGUAAUUAUUUCCAAAUGUAAACCAAGAGCUCGUUAUUUGGCCGCGUGGAAUGUAAUAGUUGGCGCUGUUUCUGUAAUCGGGAUGAUUUCUUACGCCUUCCUCGGAUGUAUGGAAAUAAAGAACAAAAACCCUCUAACACCAUCUGGGGAAUUAAAUCCUAAGUUUCCUUGUAAUCAAAAAUGCCAUUGCGAUUAUGUAAAAUAUAACCCAGUAUGUUCUGAAGAUGGUAAAACAACUUUUAUAUCUGCUUGUCAUGCAGGGUGUACGGGGAAACAAAAAUUCAACGGUUCUUUUGUUUAUUCAAAUUGCGCUUGCAUCUCCCCCGUUAGUUCAAAUGUUUCCCUGGCGCUGCCAAACAAUCUCCUCGAAACAAAAGAAGAAACUCAUGGUCAAGGUGGUAAAGCCUUUCAAGGCAAUUGCCCCAUUGAUUGCGUCAACAAAUUUUAUGUAUUUCUUGUUGUUGUAUGUAUUUUGAAAUUUAGCGGGGCUACAGGAAGAGCAUCGAAUUUUUUAGUUACAGUAAGAUGCGUGGAAGAAAGGGAUAAACCAGUAGCCAUGGGGUUUGGAGUAAUGGUAACAAGCCUUUGCGCUUUUAUUCCAUCUCCUAUAUUGUUUGGAUACAUUCUAGAUAAGGCAUGUUUGGUUUGGGGAAAGACUUGUACAGGAACAGGAAACUGUUGGCUGUACAAUGGCGAAAUAUUAAGGUAUAGAAUGAACUUUACUGCAGCCAGCUUUGUUACCAUAGGAACCAUAUUUGACUUGGGUGUCUGGUACUUCGUGAAAGAUUUGAAAAUCUUUGACGAGGAAGUCGAAUUAGAGCUUAAAGAUAUUAACGAGGAACCGCGUUGAAUAGUACAAAUUUUCUGUAGUUCGCACAGCUUUUUGUGGAAAAUAAACUGUGUUUUAAGAAAUGUA
Molecule: messenger RNA, 2939 nt
Organism: Agrilus planipennis (emerald ash borer)
Lineage: Eukaryota; Metazoa; Arthropoda; Insecta; Coleoptera; Buprestidae
Gene: Oatp58Dc
Product: solute carrier organic anion transporter family member 5A1
Exons: 9
Coding region: 801-2873 (690 amino acids)
Biological process (GO): transmembrane transport; sodium-independent organic anion transport
Cellular component (GO): membrane
Molecular function (GO): protein binding
Source: RefSeq, a predicted model, not a curated record